AUGAACAUGCCAACCUCUUCCCAUGUUCUCCUUCCUCGUAGAGUUAUAAUUUUCAUCAUGUUCCUUCAAAUCCAAACAAUCACUUCUUCUCUCUCAUCUUCCCCACAAAAACAACCUUUCAUAUUACCAUUAAAACUCCAAACACUCCCACAUGGCACAAUUUCACUUCCAAACCCUUCUUCACGUAAACUCUCUUUCCAACACAAUGUAACCUUAACCGUUUCACUAACAUUAGCCUCACCCCCACAGAAUGUUACCAUGGUCCUCGACACAGGGAGUGAACUCUCGUGGCUACACUGUAAAAAGCUUCCGAAUUUAAACUCCAUUUUCAACCCCCUCCUCUCUUCAACAUACACCCCUAUCCCAUGCACUUCACCCGUCUGUAAAACCCGAACCCGAGACUUCCCCGUACCCGUUUCAUGCGACGCAAAAAAACUCUGCCACGCUACAGUCUCCUACGCUGACGCCUCCUACAUGGAAGGAAACCUCGCCACGGAAACUUUCUUCGCCGCCGGGUCAGCACAACCCGGAACUAUAUUCGGGUGUAUGGAUUCCGGGUUCAGCUCCAACACAAACGAAGACUCCAAAACAACCGGGUUAAUGGGCAUGAACCGUGGUUCUCUCUCGUUUGUAACCCAAAUGGGGUUACCCAAAUUCUCGUACUGCAUCUCCGGUAAAGACUCCACCGGCGUGUUACUAUUCGGAGACUCAAAUUUUAACUGGCUCGGCCCAUUAAAGUACACACCUCUAGUCAAAAUGUCAAUCCCAUUACCGUAUUUCGAUCGAGUCGCAUACACGGUUCGACUCGAGGGAAUACGAGUCGGGAAGAAAUUACUUCAGGUACCAAAAACAAUCUUCGCACCGGAUCACACCGGAGCGGGUCAGACAAUGGUGGAUUCGGGUACACAGUUUACCUUCCUUUUAGGACCGGUUUACACCGCAUUGCGAGAAGAAUUCAUAGCUCAAACAAAAGGAGUAAUGACCCUUUUGAACGACACGAAUUUCGUCUUCCAGGGGGCUAUGGAUUUGUGUUAUAGAGUCGGGUCGGGUCGGGUGGGUCUUCCGCCUUUACCGGCGGUGACGCUUAUGUUUGAAGGAGCGGAGAUGAGUGUUUCAGGGGAGAGAUUAUUGUACAAAGUUAGUGAUGACGUGGCAAAAUGGAAGAAUGAUUUGGUGUAUUGUUUCACGUUUGGGAACUCUGACUUGUUGGGAAUUGAGGCUUAUGUUAUUGGACAUUAUCAUCAAAUGAAUGUGUGGAUGGAGUUUGAUUUGGUGAAGUCUAGAGUUGGAUUUGUUGAUACUAGUUGUGAACUUGCAAGUCAACGAUUAGGGAUGGUUCCUUAG
This is a messenger RNA of Vicia faba (fava bean), 1344 nucleotides long. The record is from the annotation of a GenBank genome assembly. Lineage: Eukaryota; Viridiplantae; Streptophyta; Magnoliopsida; Fabales; Fabaceae.